Molecule: messenger RNA, 1420 nt
Organism: Brassica rapa (field mustard)
Lineage: Eukaryota; Viridiplantae; Streptophyta; Magnoliopsida; Brassicales; Brassicaceae
Product: NF-kappa-B-activating protein-like
Biological process (GO): regulation of gene expression
Cellular component (GO): nucleus
Molecular function (GO): chromatin binding
Source: RefSeq, a predicted model, not a curated record
GCUGGAGUUAUAAAAUACUCACGUCGUGGCCCUAGGGAUCAAGAUGUCACCUCCUCCGAAUCAAGGGCAAGUUUAUGAAGGUCGGCGUAGAGGAUGGGACUCCUCAUCGGGGCUGAGCUACGAGGAGUACCGGAGGCUCAAACGCAUCAAGAUGAGGAACACGCCGAGAGAUCCGAACGAGGACGAGAGGGAUCAUGAUGAUGAUGAUAACCUGCCGAAAGCCAAAGGCGAAUCUGAUUCUGGUAAGUCGCAAUCUGAAACUGAUCGAUCUAGGAAGCGUAGGGGGAGGAGAUCUUAUGAUAGCGAUAGCGAAUCUGUAGAGAGUGAUUCUGCUGAUGAGGAAGAUAGGAGGAGACAACGUAGUAGAAGGAAGAUUAAGAGUAAGAGCUCUAGGAGAUCUUCUUAUGAUAGCACAAGUAUUAGGAAGAAGAGAAGAUACAGUGAUUCUGAAUCUGAGAUUAGUGGUGAUGAACAGCAACACACCAAGUCAAAGAUCAAGAGGCGGAAGAAGCUCCUCUCAGGCGACGAGGAAGAUAGGGGACGUAGAACAAGUAAGAAGAAGAAAACAAGCACAAAGAAGCGAGGACAUAGGAGUGCUUCUGGGGAAGAACGUAGCAAGAGGCGCAAGAAGCUGUCAGGCGAUGGUUCUGACACUGAUCUGAAGGCGAAACUUGAAGAAAAGGUGAAGGAUACUGAGCUUGGUGAAGAGGAGGAGUCGAAGAAGUUCAGAGAGAUGGUUAAUAAUGAAUCAAAGAAGAAAUAUUUAGCUCCUGAAGAUGAAGAAACUGAGGUGGGUCCUAAAGCUGAAGGACAUAGGGGCUACGGUCCUGCGUUAAGACCCGGUGAAGGAGACGCUAUAGCACAGUACGUUCAGCAAGGGAAACGUAUCCCACGUAGAGGAGAAGUGGGUCUUAACGCUGAUGAGAUUCAGAGGUUUGAGGAUCUUGGGUAUGUCAUGAGUGGGAGUAGGCAUCAAAGGAUGAAUGCUAUUCGUAUCAGGAAAGAGAACCAGGUUUACAGUGCUGAAGACAAACGUGCGUUGGCUAUGUUUAACUAUGAGGAGAAAGCCAAGCGUGAGGCUAAGGUCAUGUCUGAUCUUUCCAGGCUGGUGCAGCGCCAUAUGGGAGAGGAGUUGGGUCCGAACCAUGACCCUUUCGGUGCUGGAAAGGCUGUUGGAGCUGACGACUGAGUGGGACAUACAGAAGCUGCUGCUCCGCUCUGCUUUUGAUGCUUCAUCCUACUUCUUUGUCUCUCACCAAUCUUUGGUUAUGUUUUUUUUUAAUUGUCUAUAUGCUGCGUGAAGCUUUUCUACAAACGUAUGUUUCUUCAUCUUCUAGUUUGCGACCGUGUUGUAGAGACGUCGUUUUGCUAUCUUGUUUUGGGUUUUAAUAUUGAAGGAGAAAAAAUAAAAUAAAAAAAA